Molecule: messenger RNA, 3370 nt
Organism: Schistosoma margrebowiei
Lineage: Eukaryota; Metazoa; Platyhelminthes; Trematoda; Strigeidida; Schistosomatidae
Source: the annotation of a GenBank genome assembly
UGAAUAACAUGUUAACUAUUCCACGUGAAUCUAAUUUAUUUAAAUAUACUAAUGAUGAUUAUUAUCAUAAUCCUCAUAGUAACUCAUUAAUUAAUUACAAUACUAAUCAUCAACAACAUCAGAAUAAUCAAUCAACUCAUACUAUUCUAAAUGAUCAACCAAAUAUUGAACACAAAUCUAUUGAAGUGAUUGAACAUGAAUAUUUAAAUAAAAAUAUCAUCACUAAUACAACAACUAAUAAAUUAGAUGUUUCUAAAGAUAGUCAAAAUUGUUUAACUCCAAUAGUAUCUACCAUAACAUUAACUAAUUUAGAUCAUAAUCAUCAACAUUAUUCUGAUCUUCAAUCAAAUCAGUUAGUAAUUAAAGAUAUUUCCUCUAUUAUUACAUCAUCAUCAUCAUUAGAUACAUCAGUAUCGAAUUCCACUUCAUUAUCAUCUUCUUUAUCAUCAUCAUCAUCAUCAUACAUUGAUUAUAGACCUUCUAAUAAUAAUAUUAAUGAAAAACUUUUUCAUACAAGUGAAUUCUCAAACAAUAUUCAUAAUAAUAAUGAUAAUAGAUAUCCAUUGUAUAAUUUACCAUUUUCAAUGGAUUAUUGUUCCAAUAAACUUAUUCAACAAAAUGAUGAAUGGAAUAGAAUUUUUACUUCAGAGAAAAUGUUACAGAAUACCACUACUAUAAAUGAAUGUUCAAAAGUUAAACAAUCAAAUGAUGUAUUAACCACAAUAAAUUCCACAUAUGAUGAUCAAGCGCUUUAUAGACAAUCUUCAUUAAUAAAUCAUCAACCCCCUGUUCAAUGUAUCAAUGAUUAUCAGAAUUCAGUGUCAAAAACAAAUGAGUUUAACACAAGGCAUUCAAAUACAGAUCAACAAAAUAACUCUUAUAGUAAUUACUAUUUCCACAAUCAGAAUAAUAAUAAUAAUAAUAAUAAUAAUAAUGAGUUGGAUAAGAAAGAAGUACAAAUCAUGAGGAACAAAAAAUCCGAUUUCAUUUUAAUACGUCAGCGUAAUCGACGUAAACCGCGUAUUUUAUUUUCACAAACACAAAUUUACGAAUUAGAACGUCGAUUUAAACAACAACGUUAUUUAUCCGCUCAAGAACGUGAACAAAUGGCAAAUAAUUUGAAAAUGUCAGCACAACAAGUAAAAAUCUGGUUCCAAAAUCGUCGGUAUAAGUUAAAAAGACAGGUUCAAGAUAAAAAUUUAGAAGAAGCUAGUGCAUUACAUCAUCACUUACAAACUUAUUCUAUACCAUUAUUGCAAAAGUCAACGGAAUUAUGUAACCAUGCUACAUCGAUAACUAAUUCGUCAUUAUAUAAUAUUGUCAAUCAGGUAGAUGAUGUUUAUCAUCAAAUUCAAAAUCGUACACAUUUUCCCGAAUUGAAUACAUAUGAAUGGGCAAAUAUAUUUUCUAAAACAUACAAUAACAACACUACAACCUCUGUUACUACCACUGAUAUUACAAAUAAUAAUAGCAACAACAUUUCUUAUUCAAUCGAGUCAGGAUUAUCCAAUCCAUUGAUUAAUUCAGAUAAAACAUUUGAUUCUUUAACUAAUUUCAAUGAAGAUAGAUCUACUAAAUAUUCAAAUCAAUUCUCAUCAUUAUCUAAUUACUCAGAUACAAAAUUAUUACCUCAUCAUUUCAAUGAGAAUACUGUUACAGAUUUAAGUUAUCCAACUUAUCAAACUAGAUCAACUUUACCAUCAUUAUUACCAUUAUCUAGAAUGCAUCAAUUUCAUCUAGAUUUUGAUUCAAUGAAUGAAUCUAACUUUUUAUCAAUACAUAAUGAACAGAAAUUCAAUCAUCCUAAUACUUCAUUAUCUCAAUUUGAAUAUACUCAUGAACAGAAUAAUUCUGAUGAUGAUAAUAAUGUUAUGAAUCAAUUUACAAAUAAUGUUGACAUCAUUGAUAUGAAUCGUAAUAAUAAUUGCUCAUAUAAUCAUAUUAAUGAUUCUUCACAAGUUCUAAACUCUAAUUCUUCAUUAAAUAAUGUAGCUACACAAUUAGAUUUAUCAGUUUCCUUUUUGAAUAAUUUCAAAAAUCAAUCCAAUCAAUCUGAUUUUUAUGAUAAUUAUUUUAUAAUGAAAAAACAUUUACAAUCUUUAUCAAAUUCUACACAAUUUACAUCAACCAUUAAUACAAUCACUACAGAAAUUCCAUUCAUUUCAUCAACAACAUCUAUUACUACUAGUACUACUACUACUACUACUACACAAUCUUCAAAUAUAUCAGAAUCAUCUAUAAAAUUAAAACAAUUAAAUGAUAAUCAUAAUUGGUUAUCAAAUCAAUUUAUUAAAUCCACAAUAAAUGAUUAUACUGAAUUGAAUUAUACUACUAAUAAUUUAUUACCAUUAUCAAUAUAUAAUAAUGAAUUAAAUGAUAAUACAUUUUCAAAUUCUAUAAAUAAAAUGAAUUUACAAUAUCAAACUGUAUUAAAUGUAGCUAAAGCAGCAUUUCAAUAUGAAAAUUUAAUUUUAAAUACAAAAAAACCGCCAUUUACAAAUUAUACAAGUUUAAAUAUAAAUGAACAGAAAAACAAUGAAGGAAUAAUUGAUUAUCAUAAAAAACAAACUAAUAACGACGACGACGACAACGACAACGACGACGAUGACGACGAUGACGACGACGACCAAGAAGAUGAUGAUGAUGAAUGUAUUGUUUAUCAUGAAUACCAAUAGAAUUGUUAUUAUUAUUAUUAUUAUUCAUGAGAUCAUUUUAUUCAUUGAUUCAUUCAUUGAAAAUUGAAUAAAUCAGGGAUAAAUUUAAAUGUUUUUAAAAAGAACAAACAAUUAAAACAAUCUAAUAGAUAGUUUGAAUAAGUCACAUUCAAAUCUUUUUUCCAUUUAUUGGCGUUUUUGUUUUCCUACUAUUAAAAUCAUAAUCAGAAAACAAGUUUACUUAUAUAUAUAUAUAUACAUAGUUAUCUAUAAUUACUAUUGUUGAUAUUAUUAUUGUUAUUAAUAAUUAUUCUUUACAUGGUAUUUGUUUAAUUUUUUUAACUUCCCUUACAUACUACUACUAUUAAUACUACUACCACUACUACUACUACUAAUACUAAUACUACAAUUAGUGAUAGUACUCAAUGUAUACAUUUAUUUCCUGUUUUAACAUUAGUGAACUGAAGCAUUGACUAUCAUUAAUGAUAUCAAUUGAACAUUGUCACCGAUGGUAAUUCAUUGUUCCAUACAUAAAAAAAAGACAACAACCGUGUUUGUUUAAAUUAUUAUUAAACUGACACGGUUGGCUAAUUUAGUUUAUUUUUUACAGUUAUAAUCCUUAUCCUUAUUAUAUUUAAUCCUAUUCGUUCUAUUUCGAUUAUUACUUUUAAUAUUAUUAGUAGUAGUGAUUGUAACAAUGAUAAUAUUUGAUGCAA